Messenger RNA from Staurois parvus, 1127 nucleotides. The record is from the annotation of a GenBank genome assembly. Lineage: Eukaryota; Metazoa; Chordata; Amphibia; Anura; Ranidae.
UUUAUUUAAUGUUUGGGUAACAAAAGAUUUAAUGCAGAGCCAGAGAGAAGCAAUAGCCAGGACACAGCUUCUGCUCUCCAGUUUGGCAAGUUCAUCGCAGUCUUUGCUGGAGCAGUCAGAGCGAAGUCUUGGAGAGUUGAUCCGCAGCAGUGCUGAAGCUGGAUAUUGCACAGAGAUCCAGGAUCUUCAGACACUGGGGGCUUGUGAGGGCGAAUAUGACCAGCAGUAUGAGACGCUCUUCCCUCUUGGAAAAGGCGCUUUUGGCUUUGUAUGGUCCGCUAAACACAGGGAUGAUGCAAAGGAGGUUGUAGUAAAAUUUAUUCGCAAAGAUCGAGUGCUUGAUGACUGUUGGGUGCAGGAUGCUGAACUCGGGAGGGUAACACAGGAGAUCUCUAUUCUGUCCAGGUUACAGCACCCCAAUAUUAUCAAGGUUCUGGGGGUGUUUGAGAAUGACACAUUUCUUUCAGCUAGUGAUGGAGCUACAUGGAGAUGCUCUUGAUCUCUUUGACUUUAUUGACAAUCAACCAAAUUUAGAUGAACCACUUGCCAGCUACAUUUUUCGACAGUUGGUAUCAGCAGUGGGGUAUCUACACAGCCACUAUAUUUUGCAUCGUGACAUAAAAGAUGAGAACAUUAUCAUUGCCCCUGACUUUACUAUAAAACUGGUUGACUUUGGCUCUGCAGCUCGUUUACAGCCUGGAAAGUUGUUUUCUACCUUUUGUGGUACCACUGAAUACUGUGCACCAGAGGUGCUGCUUGGCAAUCCGUAUCCUGGUCCAGAGCUGGAAAUGUGGUCUCUAGGUGUAACGCUCUAUACCCUCAUUUUUGGAGAGAAUCCUUUCUGUGAAGUAGAAGAGAUUUUAGAGGCUGAAUUGAACCCUCCAUUUACUGUAUCCCAAGAAUUGCAAGACCUGAUUUCUGGUCUUCUUCAUCGUGAUCCUGAGAUGCGCAUGACUCUUGAUGAGCUUCUCAGAGACCUGUGGGUGACACAGCCUGUAAACCUUGCUGAAUAUACCUGGGAGGAGGUGUAUCCUCCUGCUAGCUCCCAGAAAGAUGAAGGAUUUGAACAGUUUCCGGUCAGUUACAGCACUGAAUGGAAUGGAGAUUUGGGGAAUCGAAAAGACUGA